Phyllotreta striolata is the source of this 3900-nucleotide messenger RNA. The record is from the annotation of a GenBank genome assembly. Lineage: Eukaryota; Metazoa; Arthropoda; Insecta; Coleoptera; Chrysomelidae.
AUGGCUCUUUUGCACAGCUUGGAAAUCAUAGGAAUAAGAAACUUCAGCCCCGACGAUGUCCAAAGAAUAUAUUUCCAAAGGCCGGUGGUUCUAUUUCAAGGGCAGAACGGUAGUGGAAAAACUACGAUAUUGGAGUGCAUAAAAUUCGCCAUAACCGGAGAUUUACCUUUAGGCACCAAUAAUGGCAGGGGUUUUCUUCACGAUUUGAAAAUAGUCGGUAAAAACACAUUGAAAGGAAGCAUAAAGAUCAAAUUUAGAGACACUGAUGGAAAUAUGAUAACAGUCUCCAAAGUUUUACAGGUACAAAAUAAAAAUGGCACCAUCCGUUUCAGUCGUCUAAACAACACCGUGCAUAAGAGGGACAGUAACGGAGCCCCGGUGGACAUUUGCAAUCGUAACCUAGACGUGGACAUUUACUCGUGCAGCGCAUUCAAAGUAUCCAAAUCGAUCCUCAACAACGUCCUUUUCUGCCACCAGGAGAACUCCCUUUGGCCCCUGGACGAGCCCAAGCAACUCAAGGAGAAAUUCGAUGAAAUAUUCGACACUAAGAAAUACAACCAGUCCAUCGACAAUGUCAGGAAGUACAUUAAGGACAACAUGAAGAAGUUGCCGCACUUGAAAAUAUCGUUGGAAGAUAAGAAAGUGUUGAAGAACCAAGCGGAGAAGCAAAGAGCGAAAUACGAAGAUCUAAAGGAAAAAUUGAAGGAUGUUGAAAAGGAUAUAAAAGCGAAGAAAGAACAACUAAAGCCUCUGGUGGAGGAGAUGAAGCAAAUACUGAAAUUGGAAGAUACUUUGGGGGAAUUGCAUGGGAAACUUACUGCGAAAGAGGAAGAGAAGAAAGGACUUUUCAACCAGCAAAGGAACCUUAAGGAUAAUAUGUCGUGCGUCUUCGAAGGUUCUGACAAUGAACUUAAAGCCAAAAUAAAGGAAUUCAAAGAAAACGAAGCUUCGGAAAAAUCGUCCAUCCAUCAGCUGGAAAGAUCCGUGCAAAACGAUACUAAACAAAUCGAAAAUCUCUACAAAAGCAUCCAAGCCAAACAAGUCCAAAUAGGCCAAAUGAAAGAAGAACAAAAGCAGUACAAGUUAAAACUAUUAGAAAGCCAGAAGUUAAUCGAUAAGCUAAAAUCCGAUUUAAAAGUAGAAGUUUCCGGCGACAAAUCCGCUCUAAUAACAGCACUUUCGACUGCAUUAACAAGCUUACAAAGCAAAUUCGAUCAGUUGAAAAUCGAGCAGGACAAAGAAGAAAAAAAGCUGCAAGACGAAAUCGACAAGGCGAGAACGGAAAACGCCAAAAUCGAGCAAUUGAUUUCGUCGAAGAAAUCCAUGAUAAACGACUACAAAAACAAGCUAAAACGGAUCAAAGACAAGUUGGACGAAUUGGACUCUUCUCACACCCAACUCAAAAUGAUCACCGAUAAAAUCGAAAGGUCCCAAAAGGAGCUCGUCGAUUUGAAAAAUUCCUUCAACGAGCAAGACGCAAAAAACGAAAUAGCAAACCUUCAAGACGAGAUCGACAAAACCGAGGUCUACUUGGAGAAAUUGGACAAAGAAUUCCGGAUACUCCAACGUAACUACACGACCGAAGAAAAGAUCGAAUCCGAGAGGGGCGUGAUAUUCCAAAAGCGGGCUGAAAUCGACAAAUUCAAGACCAAGCAUUCGCAACACUUGCAAACCCUGUUUAUGCAGGAUCCCGUGCCGGAGAAAAAUUUGAACAGGGCCGUUGGACUCAUUCAAAACCAGCUGGACGUCGAACAGGAAAAAUUGCACAAAAGCGUGAAGGAUUUGGAGAAAGAAUUAACGACAUUAGAGAGUAACUUGAAAUACAAGAAGGGCCAACUUCAGUAUGAGCAAAAUGAAUUAUCAAGCAACCAACGAAAAAUAGAAGAAAUCUGCCAGGGCAAGAGCUACGACUCGUUCCUGGACGAAACCAGCCGCAAGAAGGACCAAUUGCAACAGAAACACGGCACCAUUUCGACCUAUUCCACCAUAUUGAACCAGUUCGCGAAGCAGAUCGAAUCGGAAAAGUGCUGUCCCGUGUGCCAAACGAAAUUCGACCAGACCGUCGCCCUCAUACCGGAGAUAGUCAAGCAGCUGAGGAAGCGCGUCAGCGACGCACCGGCCAACAAGGCGGAGAUCGAGGGCAAUCUGAAGCGCGAGGAGGUCCUCUACAACAAAUUGCAACAGCUCAAAGUCGUCUACGAGAACGUGAAAUACGCGGAAUUCACCAAAAUACCCGGCCUGAUGGGCGACAUCGACGAGGCGUCGGAAUCGAUCGGGGAAGUGCGCGGGAAACUGGCUGCGGAGAAGGCGAAGCUGGAGAUGCCGCAGAAACGGUUGAAAAUUUGCCGGGAAGUGAUCGCGGACGCGGCGCUGUUCGAUCAAUGCCAAAUCGAUGUGGAAAAGGCCGAGGCUAACGUGGAGGAUUUGCAAAGAAGCAUCAUAACCAUAUCGUGCGGUCGAUCCUAUCAAGAAACCAACGUUGAAAUCGGCAAAGUUAAAGGGAAAUUGAGCAACUCGAAAAACAGUCUCAACACUGCCAAAAACUUGCUGGAUCAGCACAGAGACAAUUGUCAAGAGUUAACGAAGAGAAUUCAGCUCGAUACGCAGAAACAAAUCAACAUGCAGAAGCUGGUCCAAGAGAAACCUCUGUUGGACAAGCAACACGAAGAAUACAAAGCACAAAUUGCCAAUUUAACGACCUCCAUAGAAGAAGAGGAGUUCUGUCUGGCCGCUCAAAAAGGCGAGUUGAAAACGGCCCUAGAUAAUAAGAAAAAUCUCGUGGAGAAGAACCGUAAAAUACAGGACGUCGAGCGAAAGAAGAUCACCCAACAUCACAACGUAUUUUCCGAGAUACGUAAAGUCGAAGACAACAUUAGGGCUUACGAGCUGAAAGAAAACGACGCCAAACUGGGGAAAUUGGUCGAAGACCUGGCGGAAUUGCAAGUAACCUCGCAGAAUCUGGAAAAGAACAAGUCCAAAAUACUCGCGGAAAUCACGCGAAAGAAGGAAACUUUAGCCAAAGGCGAAACCAAUCUUCGAGCGCUCACCGACAACGUAACGUUGCGCGAUAUACGAAAACAAGAACAGCAAGUCGUCGAACAAAUGGAAUCCAUCAAAUCCGAAAUAGGCCAAUACACCUCCCAAACGCUGUUCGAGGACAAAUCGCGAAAGCAGCAGGCCAUGUCGAGGCGAGAAAGGGAAAUCAUCAUGUUGCAGGGCCAACACGAGCAAAUGAAGGCGCAGUACAGGGAACUCGAGUCGGAAAUCAACAAACCCGAAAUCGCGGGCGCUUACAACAAACACCAAUUGGCCUACUACGAGCUGCGCACCACCGAAUUGGCCAUUGAAGACAUGAAGGAAUUCGCCGUCGUAUUGGAACGUUCUCUGCUCAAGUUCCACGAAUCCAAGAUGAUUCAAAUCAACAAGUCCAUCAAGACUUUGUGGAGGGACAUUUACAGGGGAAACGAUAUCGAUUACAUCGAGAUCAAAACCGAGGAGACCGUAGAAAGUGGGGGAAACAGGCGCAAUUACAAUUACAGAGUGGUACAGGUCAAGAACGACAUUGAAUUGGAAAUGAGAGGUAGAUGCAGCGCCGGUCAAAAGGUACUAGCUUGCUUGGUGAUUCGCAUGGCUUUAGCGGAAACAUUCAGCAUAAAUUGCGGUAUAUUGGCUCUGGACGAGCCGACGACUAAUCUGGAUAAAGAGAACAUCUACAGUUUGUGCGACGCUCUUUGCCAGCUUAUAAGGAGUAGGGAGAGGGAACAGAACUUUCAGUUGUUGGUAAUCACGCACGACAGCGAUUUCAUCACAACAUUGAGCCAAAGUCUCGACGUCGAUACUUACUGGCAAGUCAGAAGAGAUGAUCAGGGCAUGUCCGUGGUUGAGAGACGUGAUUUCUAA